Messenger RNA from Daktulosphaira vitifoliae (grape phylloxera), 768 nucleotides. RefSeq names its product SCAN domain-containing protein 3-like. Bases 1 to 768 code for a protein of 255 amino acids. NCBI's taxonomy places the organism in Eukaryota, Metazoa, Arthropoda, Insecta, Hemiptera, Phylloxeridae. The transcript has a single exon. The record is from RefSeq and is a predicted model, not a curated record.
AUGCAAGAAGAGGUUGCUAGCAAUAAGAUGAUUAAGUCAAUUUCUUUGAUCAAUGAUACUGUCUCCAAAAGAACUGAUGAAAUGGCAGGUGAAAUCGAAAACAAACUUAUAAAUUAUUUAAGAGAAAAUAAUUUUGCACUACAGAUUGACGAAUCAACUUUGACAGAUAAUAAAGCUAUAUUACUAGCUUACGUGAGGUUUAUUAAUGAACGUAUAGAAAUUGUCGAGGAAGUAUUAUUUGCUAUAAGUUUGAUCACUGAUACCAAAGGUUCGUCAAUUUUUCAAGCGAUGGAGGAAUAUUUUACCAGAAAAAAUGUCCCCUUGACAAAUAUUAUUGCAUGCGCAACGGAUGGCGCUUCUUCAAUGACCGGUCGUCAUGUUGGGUUUAUAGCCCACCUAAAAAACAAGGUCCCAGGUGUUAUUUGUGUUCAUUGUGUUAUACAUUGCCAAAAUUUAGCUGCUAAAAACUUAAGCGGUGUCCUGUACGAAACCCUUCAAUUCGUCAUAAAAGCUGUAAAUAAGAUUAAAGCAAGUUUACUCAAUGACCGUAUGUUUCGAGAACUUUGUCAUGAUAAUGUUGAAGAUUUUGAAAGAUUACUUUUGCAUACUGCAGUAAGGUGGCUUUCCAAAGGAAAAUAUUUGUGUCGUUUUUUCGCAUUAUUUGACUCAAUCAUUGAAUUUCUCGAUAAAAUUGAUCCUUUCUUAAAAGAUAAUUUGAAGCAACGAAAAAUUAAGAUUGGGUACCCACAGAUAUUUUUGAAAAAAUGA